Molecule: messenger RNA, 258 nt
Organism: Dentiscutata erythropus
Lineage: Eukaryota; Fungi; Glomeromycota; Glomeromycetes; Diversisporales; Gigasporaceae
Source: the annotation of a GenBank genome assembly
AUAUCUCAUGAAGAGAGAGUCAUAUUAACAAAAAUUGCUUAUAAGAAUCACCUCUUUCAAGUCACCAAUGUUUAUGCUCCUCCAAAUAGUAAGGACAGAAGUGAAUUCUUCGAAAGAUGGACACCACUUUAUGAUGAAGAAUCAAUAAACAUAUUGGGUGAAGACUUUAACACCAAUAUAAACCCAGAAACAAUCGAGGAACAACCCUUUUCUGACUUUCUUUCAAAACACAUGGAACAACCAAACUAUAGCAACUAG